Messenger RNA from Vicia faba (fava bean), 879 nucleotides. The record is from the annotation of a GenBank genome assembly. NCBI's taxonomy places the organism in Eukaryota, Viridiplantae, Streptophyta, Magnoliopsida, Fabales, Fabaceae.
AUGGAAACUCAACAUCCAGAAUCACAAUAUUCGCAUACUAGAAGAUUACUUGAGCAAACACAUUAUCAUGAUACAUACCAUCAAUCUGUAGACCCACGUUAUUCUGAUGUUCAAAAUCAGUCCCAUCCAUCAUCAGGCUAUCAACAAUUUUCCUUCGUAGAUCCAAAUAUGCAGCGAAAUUCAGGACAUUCCCAUGAGGUUGCAUCUGUCAAUUUAGAAGAAGCUAAUACUUCAGAUAGACAUUCAUACAGUGCUAGAGACAGGACCAACAUCGGAGACCAAACUGUUUUGUUUGAGCAAGAAAACUUCCCUACAAAUCCAUCAGUUCAUCCGCAUGAGGGUGCUCCAGUGGAACCUGGUGUUGGUUAUCCACCAAUACCUCCAAGUCUUUCCUUAGGGCCACAACAUGAUGCUUCUUUUACUACUUCUGGUCAUGCAGUAGCACCACAUGGAAGGUUUCCUGGACUUGGUCACCCUUCAACAGUUCCACCAAAUGGUACACCCUAUUCCCUUAACACAAUAGCUAUUGUUCAUCCUACUGCAACUUUCUUUGUUGAUGCAUAUGGAAUUUCUGGUGUCCUUGAAUGUCCUAAGAAGGCGUCAGUCCCUACCUGGCUUAGAGAGGAAAUAAAGAAAACAAUCAUGGUCGAAACUCCUUCCAACUAUCGAUAUUUUCAUGAUGAUGUUGAUUUUUCAAUUCCACCGAAACCACCCAAUUCACAAUGGUUGACGGUUUCCAAUGCCACUAUUCAAUUUUACUCAAAACAGUUUGACUACAUUUCAAAAGAGAUACGACUACUACCAAUUUCAGAUCCAUCUAUUAUCUCAACACCAUUUCCAACAACAUUUGUUAGCUCCAAAGACGCGUACGAUUUUUGA